Molecule: messenger RNA, 1708 nt
Organism: Aphis gossypii (cotton aphid)
Lineage: Eukaryota; Metazoa; Arthropoda; Insecta; Hemiptera; Aphididae
Product: protein cornichon-like
Exons: 5
Coding region: 353-787 (144 amino acids)
Biological process (GO): endoplasmic reticulum to Golgi vesicle-mediated transport
Cellular component (GO): COPII-coated ER to Golgi transport vesicle; endoplasmic reticulum membrane
Source: RefSeq, a predicted model, not a curated record
AGUUUGUCACUACAUAUAUACAUAGUCCAAAAUAUGUAAUCGAUUUUACCAACGGCCUGUCUCAUCGUUAUUAGUUAUAAUAUUAUAUAAUACACAUAAAUCAUAAAACUCAAUAGUUAACGAUCAUCGAAUCAUUCUACCGGUAGUUAAGCGAUAAGACCUUCAACGCUCGUAGUUUGUUUAGUUGAUCUGUUUUUUUACUCUAUUCGCUAACCUCAUGCUCUUGUGAUUCUUUCAGUUACGAGACAUUCAGUCGAUCUUACUUCUCAGCUCUCAUCCAGGAACCUAAAAGGUUCAAGAGAGUCGAGACACGUAGCAGCUUUACGCACAACAAAGACGUCUGCCAACAACCAUGUCUUUCAACUUCCCGGCAUGCACUUACAUUGUGGCCAUGAUAUCUGACGCUUUUCUGUUGUUCUUCUCGGUGUUUCAUGUUAUUGCAUUCGAUGAACUGAAAAAUGACAGCAAGAAUCCUAUUGAUCAAUGCAACAGCUUAAAUCCAUUAGUGAUUCCAGAAUACAUUUUGCAUUUCUUCUCCAAUUUAUUAUUUUUGUUUGGAGGCCAAUGGUUAUCCAUUGCUAUAAAUGUUCCAUUAAUGGCUUAUCAUAUUUCAAAGUAUCAAAAUAGACCAGCUAUGUCUGGUUUUGGUCUCUAUGAUCCAACAAGUAUUAUGAAUGCUGAUAAAUUAAAUAAAUAUCAACGUGAAGGUUGGAUAAAAUUGACAUUUUAUUUGUUUUCAUUUUUUUACUACUUAUAUGGAAUGAUAAGAGCAUUAAUCACAGUUUAAACUUAUGAUGCUAUAAACUAUGAACUUGUACAACUAUUAUAGUCAACAAAUUAUAUUUAACCGAUGGACAAUUGGAACAAUUAUUGUAAUCACCAGAAUGAAAAAUCCAACCAUUUUUAAAAUUAUUUCAGUAAGAAUAACAAUCUUCAACUUUGUAAAAUGUUUACAGUAGUAAUAAUAAUACUCAUAUUGUGCAUAGAUAAUAAAUAUUCAUAAAAAUUAAUUUAAUUGAUUAUUAAAAAUAUUUUGUAAUUUAAUAUUUUUUCUAUAGAAUUUUUCAAUUUAUUAAUUCAUAAAUCUCUUCAUCAUGUUAAAUACAUAUAUAUUUUUACUUUUAAUUUUUACAACACAAUAGGAUUAAAUUUACUUAAAAUUGAUAAAUUAUAUUUGCAGGUAAAUAUGUAUAUUACUGGCAAUCUAGAAUGUUCGAACUAAGUUUGUAUUAUACUUGAUACAUUUUAUUAUAUUCAACAGAUAACUAAAAUAAUACUAAUAAUAGUAAAUUGUAAGAAAGAUUUUCUUUAGUUUUAUUUAACUGAUUAUUUAAUUUACAAUAAAAAUUAUUAUUUAUUUUUUCAUAUCAAUAGUCAUAUUAUUUAAAUUAUGAUAACAUUUGGAUUAAUUUUAAAAAUAAAAAUGCUUACUUAAAAAAAAAAAAAACUGUUUAUUAGAUUUAAAUAUAAUUACAUUCUUAUACUUAAUAUUUAGAAUAUUAUAUAAGCCAUAAAGUGUCAUAGGGCUUAAGACUACUGCAAAAAAAAAAAAUAAAAUAUAUAACUAUGGUCAACUGACUUUUAUCAUCAUAACUUAUCAAUAUUAAUUUGUCAUUCAUUUUUUCCUAAAUAUAGAUUGAAAAUAUAUAUUUUGUAUUGUAAAUUUUACAUUUUUAUUAAAAAAUAAAAAAAAUAAUGAUCAAAUUCA